AUGUGCUCCGCGGGAUGUUCGCUGCACGGCUGUCCCAAUGACUUGCCCCACCAGAUCAACACACCGAUCUUGAUUCCUUCCGCUUCCACUCCCCACUGCACUUGCCUCCAAGCUCCACUCUUCCGCCACAACCUCAAUCAAACCCCCUCUCACUGCAGCCAUGUCCGCCUACCAGAACGAGCAACUCCGUCGAGGUGCGCCGUGCCGAGUGCGCGCGGCUGCAGGCCAAGUACCCGGCGCACGUCGCCAUGGUGGUGGAGGCCGCCAAGAGCAGCAAGGCGCACUUCCUCGCGCUGCCCCGCGACGCCACCGUCGCCGAGCGCUAGGCGGCCGUGCGCGCCGCCCUCAGCAUCAGCGCCAAGAAGGUGA
This is a messenger RNA of Leptomonas pyrrhocoris, 369 nucleotides long. RefSeq lists its product as hypothetical. NCBI's taxonomy places the organism in Eukaryota, Euglenozoa, Kinetoplastea, Trypanosomatida, Trypanosomatidae. The transcript has a single exon. Bases 1 to 369 code for a protein of 122 amino acids. The record is from RefSeq and is a predicted model, not a curated record.